AUGGUUAAAGAUACUAAAUUUUAUGAUCUUUUGGGAGUUUCUCCUUCUGCUUCAGACACCGAGUUGAAGAAGGCGUACAGAAAAGCUGCAUUAAAGUACCACCCAGAUAAGAAUCCUUCACCAGAAGCCGCGGAAAAAUUCAAGGAGCUUUCCAGCGCGUAUGAAGUUCUUUCCGAUGACCAAAAGAGAGACAUCUACGAUCAGUAUGGUGAAGAAGGAUUAUCAGGAGCUGGUGGUCCAGGUGGUAUGGGAGCAGAUGAUAUUUUCUCACAAUUUUUCGGUGGCGGAUUUGGUGGUAUGGGAGGUCAACAACCUCGUGGACCUCAAAGAGGUAAGGAUAUCAAGCAUUCCAUUUCUUGUACUUUGGAAGAACUCUACAAGGGUAGAACUGCCAAGUUAGCAUUAAAUAAGACCAUUCUCUGUAAGACAUGUGAAGGUCGUGGUGGUAAGGAAGGUAAGAUCAAGAAAUGUACCACUUGUAACGGUAGUGGUUUCAAAUUUGUUACCAGACAAAUGGGUCCAAUGAUACAGAGAUUCCAAACCACUUGUGACGUUUGUCAAGGUUCUGGAGAUAUCUGUGAUCCAAAGGAUCGUUGUCAAGACUGUAAGGGUAAGAAGACUCAAUCUGAACGUAAGAUUUUACAAGUCAACAUUGAUCCAGGUAUGAAGGAUGGCCAAAGAAUCGUCUUUGCAGGAGAAGGUGACCAAGAACCAGGUAUUGUUCCAGGGGAUGUUGUUUUCGUCGUUGACGAAAAGCCACAUGAAAAGUUCACCAGAAAGGCCAACGACUUAUACUACGAGGCAGAAAUUGAUUUAUUAACUUCUUUGGCUGGUGGUGAAGUUGCCUUCAAGCACGUUUCAGGUGAUUACAUCAAGUUCACCAUCUUCCCAGGUGAAGUUAUUUCUCCAGAUAGCGUCAAGGUUGUAGAGAACCAAGGUAUGCCAAUCUACAGACAAGGUGGUAGAGGUAACUUAUUCAUCAAGUUUACCGUUAAAUUCCCAUCCAAGGGCUUCGCCUCGGAAGAAAAAUUGAAAUUGUUGGAAGACGUGUUACCAGCAAGAGCUAAGGUUACAGUUCCAAAGGGAGCUGAAGUUGAUGACUGUGAUUUAGUCGAUGUCGACCCAAUCAAGCACAAGGCCAAUAAUAGACGUGAUGCUUACGAUUCUGACGAUGAAGAAGGUGGUGGUCAACCAGGUGUUCAAUGUGCAUCUCAAUAG
Dujonia railenensis is the source of this 1218-nucleotide messenger RNA. The record is from the annotation of a GenBank genome assembly. Lineage: Eukaryota; Fungi; Ascomycota; Pichiomycetes; Serinales; Debaryomycetaceae.